UGCUUUCUGCGUCACAAUCGGGCCCCAAAUAGGGAAUCUGGGGGGUCCAGAGGUUUAGAGCCAAAGAGAAGUGGCGUGAAAGGCCCCUCCGACAGAAGGAUGGAGAAUGGGGUGUCAACUCCCAGGAUGGACAUGACUUUAGCCGAGCUGCAAGAAAUGGCAGCCAGGCAGCAACAGCAAAUCGAAGCCCAACAGCAACUCCUGGCUUCCAAGGAGCAGCGACUGCGCUACUUGAAGCAGCAGGAGCAGCGUCACCAGCAACAGGCCUCCGAGCAGGAGAAGCUGCAGCGCCUGCGUGACAACAUCGAGAACCAGGAGGGUCGCCUCAAGAAGGUCCGAGCCCUCAAGGGCCAAGUUGAGCAGAAGCGCGUCAGCAACGGCAAGCUCGUGGAGGAGAUCGAGCAGAUGAACAACCUCUUCCAGCAGAAGCAGAGAGAGCUGGUGAUGGCCGCGUCCAAGGUGGAGGAGCUGAGCCGACAACUGGACUUGCUCAAAAGCGGCAAAGUGGAUAACUUCCACGACAACCAGAGCUCCGUGGCUGAACUGGACCGUCUCUACAAGGAGCUGCAGCUGAGGAACAAGCUCAACCAGGACCAAAACUCCAAACUGCAGCAGCAGCGCGAGAACCUGAACAAGCGCAACAUGGAGGCGGCCGCCAUGGACAAGAGGAUCAGCGAGCUGCGCGAUCGACUCUGGAAGAAGAAGGUGGCGCUGCAGCAGAAAGAGAACGUCCCUAAUGGCUAUCCCAGUAAAGAGAGGGCUUCAAAAGACACACAUCCUCAGGUGCCUUCCGAUGGCCCAGCCAGUCAACAACAGUCAGGUGGUCCAUCUCGUGUGGCAGCAGUCGGCCCGUACAUCCAGUCAUCCACGCUGCCUCGCGGUGGCUCGGGCAGACACGAACUGCUUGUAAAACCAGCCUACCCGGACGGCACCUCCACCUUGCCGACGCAUGAUCAGCAGGGAAAGCAGCAGGGAAAGGCCGGAACAGGGAACCAGUCAUCGAAACUGGAGUCCAACGGUCAUGUUCCAGCUUCUUCAACGCUUCCACGAAUGACAUCUCACUCCCACAAAGACCAAGAUGACACCGAGCCCAAAAGGGACAGGAAGGUGCGUCCGUUUUCCAUGUUUGAGCCAACCGAGGUUCCUGCCACCUCGCUUCGCAAAAACCAGAGCAGUGAUGACUUGGUCAGGGAUGCCCAAUCUGCUCCCAAGGCGCCAGUUAAAGUCCCACCGCCCGUGCCUACCAAGCCAAAAGGCCCAAAUGUCAUCCCGUACGGCAAACAGGGCCUCAACACAGGCACCUUCCCGAAAGCUAAGCCACACAGCAGCCAGCCCCAUCCUGGCCACGCCCACGUGCCUCUCCCGCCCUCCCAGAGCCAGACGCUCCCCCUGCCUCCAAAGCAGGACCCUCCGCCUGCAGCUACCGUGCGGCCUUUCACCCCGGAGCUGCCUUCCUCCAAGCCGCAGACCCUCGCCGCCAGCUCCAUCUACUCCAUGUACACCCAGCAGGCUGGCAUCCAGGGGGCCCUCAGCAGGUCUCAGAGCCGCACCAACGGCUUUGUCAGUGUGUAUGGAAAGCCGGUGAUUCCCAGUGGAGGCUCCCAACACCCAGAGAACCCCUACCUGGACCGUCGCUCCCCGGCGCUUGAAUCCGAGGUGGACCACGGAGCGAACCACACGGGCCCUAGCCCAUCCGAGGGCGGCCAACCGGAGACGGAGCGCAUCCCGCGACCCCUCAGCCCCACCAAGCUGCUCCCGUUCAUUUCCAACCCCUACCGGCACCAGAGCGACGGCGACCUGGAGGCCCUCAGGAAGAAGCUCUACAACGCUCCCAGGCCCCUGAAGAAGCGCAGCUCCAUCACCGAGCCGGAGGGACCCGCUGGGCCCAAUAUCCAGAAGCUGCUCUAUCAGAAAACCACCCUGGCAGCCAUGGAGACCACCGUGAUCACGCCGGGCACUCCCACCCUUCCUGGUGAAGCAGAGAAGGGCGCGGAGGUACCUAUGAAGCCAUACCUUCCGGGCCCCUCGAACAACACAGAGAACCACCCGUCGGAUGCGGGACGAUCCGUGGAGGGGCCGCAGUUCCCAGGCGGGAACGUUCACAUUCCAGCUCCCGCUGAACAAAGCAGGCCGCCCUCCGCCAUCCUGGCCGCAGAACACAUCGUCCCGCCUCCUCCUCCGUCACACCCGGCCCCUCGCCCCGAAGAUGCGCUCUUCCCACCACCGCCACCCCCUGCCAGUCUGGACGACCCGCUGCCCAACCUCCCCCCUCCGCCUCCGGAGGGCUUCCUGGAAGAGUUUCCCCCUUACCCACCGCCACCGUACCCCAGUGGAGCAGAGCAGGACAGCCUGGGAGAGGACACCUUUAACAUGAAAGCGCCCGAAGUCACUGGGCAGGUUGCUCUGCCCCCGGGCAAAAGGACCAACCUGCGCAAGCUCGGCUCGGAACGGAUUGACCACAACAUGAGAGUCAAGUUCAACCCGUUGGCCCUGCUGCUCGACUCAUCUCUGGAGGGCGAGUUCGAUUUGGUGCAGAGAAUUAUCUAUGAGGUGGAGGACCCCAGCCAGCCUAACGACGAAGGCAUCACCGCGCUACACAACGCCGUGUGCGCCGGACACACAGAGAUUGUCAAGUUUCUCGUCCAGUACGGCGUCAACGUCAACGCCGCGGACAGCGACGGAUGGACGCCUCUCCACUGCGCGGCCUCCUGCAACAACGUUCAGGUGUGCAAGUUCCUGGUGGAGUCAGCCGCCGCCGUCUUCAACACCACAUACAGCGACAUGCAGACGGCAGCCGACAAGUGCGAGGAGAUGGAGGAAGGGUACACCCAGUGCUCCCAGUUCCUCUACGGCGUUCAGGAGAAGAUGGGCAUCAUGAACAGGGGCGUGGUUUAUGCCCUUUGGGACUUCACGGGGGAGAAUCCCGACGAGCUGUCCUUCCGCGAGGGGGACUGCAUGACUAUCGUCCGCAGGGAGGACGAGGAUGAAAUCGAGUGGUGGUGGGCACGCCUGGGAGACAACGAGGGCUACAUUCCCCGCAACCUACUUGGGCUGUAUCCUCGAAUAAAGCCACGACAGAGAAGCCUCGCCUAAGGAUUCCUGCACAUUUCAACAUCAGCGCACUAACACACACAUACACUACUCGGUUCGUAUAUCGGUCUUUCGGUUAGAAUUUCAAGAUCUCAGGCUGAAGGACUCACAAAAAGACAUAGAAGUGGAUGUCGUUGUCGUUUAUGGGUCAGACACCUGUGGAGAAUUUUGUCAUCAGCUCCACUGAAACACUGAACAUUUUAAACUGGACAUUUUAAAGUUUAGAGGAAGUUUAAGUUCAACCGGAAAUUUCACAUAGCCCAAUGUCACUUAAGUUUUUGUGAGUGGCGUACACACACACACACACACACACACACACACACACACAAAAUCCGGGAAAAGAAGGAAACUGCUGCAUUGAAGGAACACUAAAGCAGAGGUGGGGGGAGCCUGCAGCACCAUAUGGGCCAGUUAUAGAAAAUAACCCUGCCAGGACCCGUUGGAGAAAAAAAAGUUCAACAUGUCGCAUUUGUUCAUAAUUUCAGUAAGGCCCUCUGAGGAUUUUUUUUUUUGACUCCCCCACCCAUGCGCAAAAAUGAAGGAUCAAAUAAUGAACACCUUUUAGCCCAACUGUGGCACUUUUCUCCACACUAACGGCAUUUCUGGCCCAGUUCCACAUUU
Hippocampus comes (tiger tail seahorse) is the source of this 3711-nucleotide messenger RNA. RefSeq names its product tumor protein p53 binding protein, 2a (gene tp53bp2a). Gene Ontology annotation, molecular function: p53 binding. The transcript has 17 exons. The record is from RefSeq and is a predicted model, not a curated record. Lineage: Eukaryota; Metazoa; Chordata; Actinopteri; Syngnathiformes; Syngnathidae. Bases 100 to 3093 code for a protein of 997 amino acids. Gene Ontology annotation, biological process: regulation of apoptotic process. Gene Ontology annotation, cellular component: nucleus.